Messenger RNA from Trypanosoma theileri, 1608 nucleotides. RefSeq lists its product as uncharacterized. Lineage: Eukaryota; Euglenozoa; Kinetoplastea; Trypanosomatida; Trypanosomatidae. The transcript has a single exon. Bases 1 to 1608 code for a protein of 535 amino acids. The record is from RefSeq and is a predicted model, not a curated record.
AUGGACGGUGUGCGAUAUCAGAUUGAGCAGCUGCAGUAUGUACUUGGGCAGCUGGACACACACCGCAUGUUAAUGCAGGCGGAUGCCGCACAACUGCAGUUAGCAUUAGCGAAUGCAACUGCGAUUGCACGCCAUGUAGUAGAGCGACAGACACGUCGUAAUGCAAAAAUACACUCGGGCAAAAACAGUAAUGCUCGUACUUCUGAUAAUAAUAGAAAUGAUUGUAGGAAUUCUUCUUCUUCUAAAGCGAAACAACAACAACAACAACAACAACCUGAAGAGCAAAAUGAGGCAGCUCAGGCUGUUGCUAAUGGUGGUAUUAGUAGGAGUAGUAGUAAUGCGGUUGAUGUGAACAAGAAGAAGGAUGAGACGGAUAAGAAAACUAUCAAAAGUAAAGAAUCUGCAGGGCAACCAUCCUAUUCUGAGACCAUUGCUAGUGUCGCAAGACUUCACAAUGUUUCUCUUGAUGAAAUACGAAAUUAUAACCCACAGUUAUCAGAAUUUGAUGAUGAAGAAGUAUUACCACCAAAUACAUUUAUAAAAAUGAAAUUGCACGUAAAUGAACCUUCUCAAUUUGCUGAGAUUUCUGAUAUAACGACACCUCAUCAGCGUUUAGGAGAACCUCUUCUUGGUGCGGAUGAUACUAUGACUGCAGAAGUUCCAUUACCAUUAGCACCUCUUCCAUAUAUGCAAGAUGCCCCACGUCGCUCUACUUAUAUUGAGGAAUCACCAAUAAAUUAUAGACAAAAUAACGAUAACGAUUGUAAAACCCUUAAUAUACAAGACGACUCACCUAAAAAAAUACGGUUACUUAUGUUACCUUCUCCAUCUCCAAAUCGUCAUGGUUUCUCAGUUGAGAAUAGUAUGAAUAACAGUAAUAUAAAGGAUAAUCUAUGUGCUGCGGAUUCCUCUGUAGAAGUCUCUGUUAACGUAUCAGGACAUAAAGGCCCUAAUAAUAAAACUAUGGCUGCGGGAAAUACACCUGUUCCAAAGUCACUUUUCUCAGGUUCACAUCUUGGGAAACCGCCCACUACACCACAGGUGACUAUUAUUACGGACUCAAAGAAGAAUAAUGAUAAUAAUAAUAAUAAUGAUAAUGAUGAUGAUAAUGAUGCUAUUCCUUCUGCUGCUUCUCCAUCACCAAUUGCGAAGGUACGUGCUGGUGAUCGUGAUCAGUCUUUACUUACCGAGUCAUCUUCUUUUCAUUCAACGCCUACACCUACACCACAUGUAUCGCCAAAACCAAAAGGAAAAAGUACCCAAAAUGAUUUAGUAGAUAUACGUGAUAAGGGAAAAGAUGGUACAACAACACCACCACCAACCACAAAAUUAAAUGUAGAAAAUAAUACUUCUGCUGUAGAUAAUAGUAUGGAUGGUAAGUUGUGUAACAGUAAUGAUAUAUCACCAAUUGUACCGAAGAAGUCUCCUUAUCCAGAGGAAAGUGAUGAAGACUUUGAUACACUUAACUCUAUAGCUCAGCAAUAUGCGGUAACAGUGAAGGAAGUGUUGAAAUGGAAUCCGUAUUUGAUUGUGUAUGAGGCAGAGGAACCAUUACCACCAAACCUCCCUAUUGUUCUUCCACUACAACAAAAUCAAUUAAACGAAUAA